Cherax quadricarinatus is the source of this 542-nucleotide messenger RNA. Lineage: Eukaryota; Metazoa; Arthropoda; Malacostraca; Decapoda; Parastacidae. The record is from RefSeq and is a predicted model, not a curated record.
GUGUGGGCGUCCCUCUCUGCUGGGGCUUGGCAAGGGCAUCCACCGGAUCUAAUUGGAAACUUCACGUCUCUAUCUCUAUUUACAAAGGAACUUUUGUUCCUUUUCUUUCAUCGCUCAACCUUGGGCAACAAAUCUUCCCCGAACAUCGGGAAGUCGGGCUCGAUACUGCUGAUGCUGUCAGUGGCCCUGAUAAACCCAACAAAGAAAAGAAAGAAGCGAGUGUGAAGAUGCCUUCUUGGAAUCAGAUUCAACAACAACUGAGACAUACAAAUAAUCCAGUUGUGUUCUUUGAUAUAACUGUAGGGCAGACUGAAAUUGGACGUAUGAUUAUGGAAUUAUAUGCAGAUGUGUGUCCCAAGACAAGUGAAAACUUUCGUCAGUUUUGCACAGGAGAAUAUCGCAAGGAUGGAGUGCCAAUGGGAUACAAGGGGGCCUGUUUCCAUCGUGUCAUCAAAGAUUUCAUGAUUCAAGGAGGUGACUUUGUUAGAGUAUGUUUUAUCCCAUAUUUAAUCAAAUAUAAUUUGUAAAUAUUUUCAUUUAUA